CUAGGCGUGUUUAUUUAUUAGCGUCUCAGUUAGUGCUUUGUGAGCGAGCGAUAUCAACAUUAGAGGCUAAAUGGCUAUCAAGUCUUAGACCAAUUCAUGACCGAUCCAUCAUGAACCGGAACCUGUUUCUUUGGCUGCUGUGUGCGACUGCAGCAAUAUGCAGGGGUAAGCAAGUUUCCACCUUUUCCGAGAUGCCUGAUUCAGCCGGUAGUCACGAUGACUACAGUGGUUACAGAACUGCUGCGAAUCCUGACAACUGUAAGGAGUUCUGCCGAGCAUACGAUUGGUGCGUUGCAGCAGAGUUCGACUUCAACACCUACGGUUGUUUUCUGUACAACGGAGUCACACAGAUCUCGCGCAAGAAAGGAAGCGUAUUCAUGAAACAGCGAUACACUGAAGUGACAACUACUCAGCCAACGACAACGACAGCUACCUUUUCCAGCACAACUGCUAUCCCCAUGACCACGGAUAAAUCACCAUCAACAUUCUACACUACACUGACAACAGCAGACGCACCUACAGCAACGACUACAACUAAAGGACCAAGCCGAACUGACGAAAGACAUACAACAGGGCUACUAUUACCGAAAUCAACGUUCAUUGAAGGUAAGCAAGUUUCCACCUUUUCCGAGAUGCCUGAUUCAGCCGGUAGUCGUGAAGAUUACGAUGGUUACAAAACUGUUGCGAAUCCUGACAACUGUAAGGAAUUCUGCCGGGCCUACGGUUGGUGCGUUGCAGCAGAGUUCGACUUCAACACCUACGGCUGUUUUCUGUACAACGGAGACACACAGAUCUCGCGCAAGAAAGGAAGCGUAUUCAUGAAACAGCAAUACACUAAAGUGACAACUACUCAGCCAGCGACAACGACAGCUACCUCUUCCAGCACAACUGCUGUUCCCAUGACCACGGAUAAAUCACCAUCAACAUUCUACACGACAAUGGCAGACCCAUCUACAGCAACGACUACAACGAAAGGACCAAGCCGAACUGACGACAGACAUACAAUAGGGCUACUUUUACCGAAAUCAGCGUUCAUAGAAGGUUCGUCUGCAUGUGCAAUAUGUUGAUAUGUAAGCUUUUGAGGACAAGAGUGAGUUUAUAAUGUUUUGUGAAUACAGUCUCUUCAAUAUUAAAAUACCCUGUGUCGAUUGUACAGCUCCGACUACAGCAUAAGCAUGGGAAGCAAAUAGUAAUGACAGUAGGUGUUCUCGAAAAUCUUUCAAUCACUCGACUGAUAUUGGGAGAUUAUAUUUGCUCCUAUAAACACAUCCUGUCUGACAAUCUGGGUAAU
Haliotis rubra (blacklip abalone) is the source of this 1291-nucleotide messenger RNA. RefSeq names its product location of vulva defective 1-like. Lineage: Eukaryota; Metazoa; Mollusca; Gastropoda; Lepetellida; Haliotidae. The coding region runs from base 111 to 1067 and encodes 318 amino acids. The record is from RefSeq and is a predicted model, not a curated record. The transcript has 6 exons.